Aquila chrysaetos chrysaetos is the source of this 2813-nucleotide messenger RNA. RefSeq names its product calcium and integrin binding family member 2 (gene CIB2). The coding region runs from base 403 to 900 and encodes 165 amino acids. NCBI's taxonomy places the organism in Eukaryota, Metazoa, Chordata, Aves, Accipitriformes, Accipitridae. The record is from RefSeq and is a predicted model, not a curated record. The transcript is spliced from 6 exons. Gene Ontology annotation, molecular function: calcium ion binding.
UGACCUUAAAGUCAUGAGAUUAACUCUUGACAGUUCUUCCAUGUUUUAGCACAUACAUGAAGCGGGGCUUCCUCGAUGAGUUAGCCUCCAGCAGGCUGCUAUUUAAAGACGCGAAAGAAAUUUCAUUUGCUCAAGGCAAAGAGCAGCAGCGUCUCCGUGACGGCCCCAGGAAUAACGGCUGCGUUUCGGCAUAGAUCAGACCCAGCAAAUCCCAAAGGCCAGGUAGUGGGCCCAAAAGGAAUUGGACAGAACGUUGCACGGCAGCUCUCGUUUCCCCAGGCAGACUCCGUCACGACUGGCACGGCACGCUCUUUUAAGGAAUGACGUUUUUAGCCGGUGCUGUCGGAUUGCACGUUCUUCACUCGGAAAGAAAUCCUUCGGUUGCAUGGCCGAUACCAUGAAAUGGCACCAAACGUUGUGCCCAUGGACUAUACAAAGGACCCAGAUGUUAAACUACCUAUGCAGCUUAUAAUAAACAUGCCUGAGCUAAAGGAGAAUCCCUUCAAGGAAAGGAUUGUGGAAUCUUUCUCAGAAGAUGGAGAGGGAAGCCUCAGCUUCAAUGAUUUUGUGGAUAUGUUCUCUGUGCUCAGUGAAAUGGCUCCCAGAGAGCUUAAAGCAAUCUAUGCCUUUAAGAUCUAUGAUUUUAACACAGAUAACUUCAUUUGUAAAUCAGACUUGGAAAAAACCCUCAAUAAGCUGACCCGAGAAGAGCUAACAGCAGAAGAAAUCACUUUAGUUUGCGAGAAAGUGAUAGAAGAAGCUGACAUGGAUGGUGAUGGGAAACUAGGAUUUGCAGAUUUUGAAAACAUGAUUUCCAAAGCACCGGACUUUCUCAGACAGCCUUUGCAAGCUUUGUACUGCUGUCAAGCAAAUGAAGAUGCAGUAAAGUCUGUUGCUUGAUUUCCACUGCUGUGGUUGAGGAAUUUUUUUAAGACUAGAAGAAAACACUGCUAAUCAUUGACCAGGGAAGAAGAUAUGCACUUUUGGCUGUUAUCCCAGAAGCUUGAGUAAGCUGUAAAUGAUAAUGACAGUUGCUAGUUCAGAAAAUUUGAUCCCAGUAGGUUUAUUUCACUCAAAAUUGCUAUCAUUAAGAAGGUGCUUGUAGUUUAAUGGAGGUAUUAGCAGUCUGAACUGGCAUUAGCUAAGUGUUCUGUUCUACAAGACUGGUUACAUUUUCCACAGGAAAUCGUUUUAUAAAUCAUUCUGGAAGCUUAAGCUUAUUUGAAUGCCUGAGGGUGAAACAUACUAUAACAAUUUGAAAUGGAGUUUGAGAAGAGAAGAAUGCGGCAUAAGUAACACCUGGAUGCUGCCAGAACUAGACAGAGAAACAACAGAUUAAACAAAAAUAUGUCUUUGGAAAUUCAGUAUUUCUGAAACUUUUGGGGGCCUUUACCUGUCUAACAGUUGAUGUUGUGACUCCAGUCCUACUUAAAGCUGAAGUAACAGAAGCUCUUUUACAGGAAAUGUGCAUCUCAUAAGACCUGUCCCAACGUGCAGAUUAUGUAGUUCUUAAGGACCAAAAUUAGAGCUAGUGACAAAUUGGCAAGAGAUGCUUAGCAAGAAAACAGUGGAAGGGAGUAAUUUUUGUCAGUAUUUUUCACAGAAUAUUUCAGCUGCCUCUUAGUAAAAAGCUUAAUCUCCGAAGUCCAAAAUGAUACUCUGAUAGAAAUACAAAAAUUUCCAAUAAAUAUCUUUCCAGUGAAGUGGAUUUGGAUGUGUUUUUUUUUAAGAAGACAUGCCUAAAAUGUUUUCCCAUACAAUGCUGUGGAUUUUUAGUUCCUAGAUAUUUCCUGUGUGGGACUUAAAUUUUCACAAGUUUCCAUUAGUAUGGGGCUCUAGACAUUUCCUGAGUUGUGAACAAGAUGUUUAUAAUUCUUUUUUUCUAAAACCUUAGUGCUGAUAACCAAUUUGCAUCACUGUACACUUUCUUUCAUGAUACUUACGCUAGUAUGCCAGACUGCUAUACAUCAUAUCUUUCAGUGUCACCCGGGUUGAAUAAACCCCUAGAUACAAAGUUCCUAGGGACCACUGUGAAUAUAAAAUUUUAUCUCCUCCAAACACAUACCACAGAGCUUCCUUCAGUGAAUUCCUGAUUCAAAUCAAAUAGCUGUGAUUAAGUUAGAGCAUUCUUUUUGUAAAACAAAAUCCAAAACCUGUACAUCCAUAACUUUUUAGACUCUCAUAUAUUCCAAACCUUUAAAAUUUUCUUUCGGUGUAGACAUCAAAAUUAUAGUUUUUACAUACAAAAAUUCUGAUUUCAGUCAAGAAAGAAAGAAACAUAUGGUUUAUACUGUCAUGACAUUGAACAGAGAUUACUACCUAGAGAAAGUGAGCUUUCAGCAUGCCCUCUUUAAAUUGUCUUUUACUGUCAUGCUAAGAUGCUCAGGAGUUCUUCUGAAAACUGAUGGCAGUGGUAAGGCAUGCUGCUUGCCUGUAUUAUAAUGCAAAUAGAAAGAAGAUAACAAUCAGGAUCUCUUGGUCCUAGCAAGAGAAACAACAGAUUUAUCUGCCUAAUUUGACUUGUUUAAGAACCCAAAUGCUGUGCCAUAGCAAAAGCACCAUUGGGAAACGUUUAGCUCUGCUCUACAUCCAGUAAACAGGUCAAUUUAUACUUGAUUUAAUCCAGUGCUGAGCUUGGCCCCCUGAGCUAACAUUUUCAGAAGAUGAAAAUUUCUCCCAGAAUGUUUAAUUCUUUCUGAGAGCGUGAGAGAAGAGAUUCUGAUUCAUUACACAGCGCCUUCCUUUUUGUACUUUAAGAAACAUGUUGUGUGUAAUGACAAAUGUGUUUAUAUCUCUUAAUCUUGUUCUUUCUU